GGACAAAAUAAACUGACAAAAUGGCUGCUGUUAAAGCCAGACUGUCGUUUUGUAUGUGCAACGCCUUGCUCGGACUGAUUCAAUGAACCAGACUGAUCGACAGAGCUCAAUGCGGCGCAGGACGCCAUCAAUAUCAACAAGAGCGAAGAAGAAGAAACUGACGUCAUCACCAGGCGACAACAUGGAUGUGCCCGAUGAAGUUGUUCAAGCGAGCGAUUUGGAAAGCGCGAUUAAAAUGAAGGAGCGGUUGGAGAAACGCAACAAAGCAAGACUUGAGGACGUGGAGCGGCGCAAAGAAGCCAAAGAGAACCAAUCGGUCGCCAAGGAGAGUGUCGUCUAUUUUCUCAGCACCUUCAACGACGAGCUGGCGGCUGUCGAGGAGAUGCUCUGCGCCUGCUCUGACGCGGACCAAACGGCGGUGGCGCAGAAGCUGGACGAAGCUUCGAGCAAAACUGUAGAGUUGCAAAAGUACCUCAACGACAGCAUGGCGUUUCUGACCACCUACGACCAACGGAAAGCCCAGAUGGCCCUUCAGAAGCUUCAGACACGUCUCAAUGAAACAAGGGAGCAGGCCAUGCCGAAGAAGAAAUUCGGCUUUCAGGGCCGCACCAAAACGUCAACAGCCCCGGUGAAGGACGCUGUCGUGUCUCCAUUUGCAGAGCACAGGGCUGCACAAGUGGAUGGAGACCCUGAUGGUCCACAGUGCGGCUUCUCUAACAUCAGCGACAUGGUCCUCGUGAAGACCGCAGAAGAGAUCCACAAAGAGGAUGUGCUCUUGUCCCACCUGUCCAACUGCAAGGUGCGUCUCUAUGGUACGCCCAGCACGCUGCACCUGAAGCACAUCGACCGCUGCGAGAUCCUAUGCGGGCCUGUGGCCACCUCAGUGUUUGUGGACCACUGUCAGAGCAGCACCUUGGCUGUGGCCUGCCAGCAGCUGCGUACCCACAACACCAAAGACACCUGUGUCUACCUGCACGUCACCAGCCGUGCCAUCGUGGAGGACUGUCACGGCGUCCGCUUUGCACCAUACACCUGGUCCUACCCCAACCUGGAUGAAGACUUUGGCGCGGCUGACCUGGACCCAAGUUCUAACAAUUGGGAGCAGGUGGAUGACUUUAACUGGCUUGCCGCAGGGACGCCGUCACCUAACUGGACCGUUAUUCCCGAAGCAGACCGGAAGACCACAUGGGACCCCUAGUGUCCCCUCAGUGCCUUUUAAAUUACAAAGUGCAAGUUAUAUCUAAAAUGUAGAAUGCAUUGAGAAGUAAACUCCUGUAAUAAAGCUUGUCUGAUUAUUUAUUAAAUCAAUUCAGAUCCAAGGUG
This is a messenger RNA of Syngnathus acus (greater pipefish), 1323 nucleotides long. RefSeq names its product tubulin folding cofactor C (gene tbcc). Lineage: Eukaryota; Metazoa; Chordata; Actinopteri; Syngnathiformes; Syngnathidae. The transcript has 2 exons. Gene Ontology annotation, molecular function: tubulin binding. Gene Ontology annotation, biological process: tubulin complex assembly; post-chaperonin tubulin folding pathway. Gene Ontology annotation, cellular component: cytoplasm. The coding region runs from base 83 to 1198 and encodes 371 amino acids. The record is from RefSeq and is a predicted model, not a curated record.